Messenger RNA from Parathielavia appendiculata, 1886 nucleotides. RefSeq names its product UPF0187-domain-containing protein. Lineage: Eukaryota; Fungi; Ascomycota; Sordariomycetes; Sordariales; Chaetomiaceae. Gene Ontology annotation, molecular function: chloride channel activity. The transcript is spliced from 2 exons. The record is from RefSeq and is a predicted model, not a curated record. Bases 271 to 1641 code for a protein of 456 amino acids.
AAUACGGACCAUCAGUGCUACCUCUCUCGUCUCCGAAAUCCUAGGACAACAACAUGGCCGACGACGGUGCCGCAGGAGCGCCAUCGGCGCCAUCAGCACCGGCCGCCUCGAGUGCCGCACACGGCCCCGCGCAACCCUCCGAGAACGUUCCUCCGAAGACACUGAACGGCCCCCCGAGAAGCCCUGUCAUGGAGGAGAUCGCGUCCUUGACAUCUCCCCGGCUCUUUACGCCAAACCCUUUCAGCCGCAAGAACACCUCCCUUGACAUUGAUGACUAUUUCGUCCGUUCCCGACUCCUCGACCUGGAUUCCACUUGGGGCCCUCGCUGACCCUCUCCAGACCGGUCCUCGCGACAUCCAGAAGCACUCGAAAUGGCCCAUAUUCCUGCAGAUGCAUGGCAGCAUCCUGCCCAAGCUGAUCUUGCCACUGCUCGCCGUUGGGCUCUGGUCGACGUGGAUUACAGCCAUCCACAUCCUGGUCACGCCCAUCAGCAUUGGCAGUGUCUUGCUUACUGUCCUCGGUUUCGUCGUCGGUUUGGGUCUUUCGUUCCGGAGCUCCACGGCAUACGAGCGGUACGCCGAGGGUCGUCGGUAUUGGGCACAGCUGAUCCUUGCGAGUCAAAAUCUCGGACGCGUCUUCUGGGUGCACGCCACCGAGCCGAAGGACAUUCCUGAGGACCAAAAGGAGGAGUUCAAGAAGAAGGAUGUGCUGGAGAAGCUUACUGCCUUGAACCUCAUCGUGGCCUUCUCGGUCGCGCUCAAGCACCGACUCCGGUUCGAGCCUUACACCUGCUACGACGACAUCUCGAGCCUCGUGUCCCACCUCAACACCUUUGCCCAGGCGGCGACCAACGAGGAUCACGAAAACGCCCAGCGCACCUUCAAGCGCCACGGUUUCUUUAAGAGCGUGGGCGAGUACCUGGGCGUGUCCUUCGCCGAGAGCAACCCGCGCAAGGCCAUGAAGAAGGCCGGCCGCCCGCUCGGCAACCUCCCACUGGAGAUCCUCUCGUACCUGGCGCAAUACACCGACGAGCUCGCCCUCUCCGGCCGGCUCCCCGUCGCCAUGCACCAGACGACGGCGUACAACAACAUCGCCGUACUCAACGACGUGCUGGUCGGCACCGAGCGCGUGCUCAACACGCCGCUGCCCAUCGCCUACUCGAUCGCCAUCGCCCAGAUCACCUGGGUCUACAUCCUGGUCCUGCCCUUCCAGCUGCUGGGUACCAUCGGCAAGGAGCAGUGGAUUACGAUCCCCGCGACGGUCGUGGCCGCCUACAUUAUUCUCGGUAUCUUGUUCAUCGGCCGCGAGAUUGAGAAUCCCUUCGGCCAGGACGUCAACGAUCUGCCUCUGGAGGGCUACUGCGCCCAGAUUGCUGCCGAGAUGGACGUAAUUGCGAGCAAGAAGAAGCAGCCCAGCAGCCAAUGGAUGGAGAGCAAUGAGAACCGUGUGCUGUGGCCCCUGUCUCACUCGGGCUGGCCGGUGUGGAUGAGCCGCAGCGAGGAUAGCAUCCGCGAGGCCGUGACCCAUAAGGUGGAGGCCACGUUUAUGAGCCAGAAGGGCAACAUGAAGGACGCAUUGCUCAAGACCCGGGCCGAGGCGGAGAAGGAUCAUGCGCAUGACAAAGUGACUGUGGAGGUUUAAAGACGAUGGUAGGAGUUUGUUGGUGCGUUGACAAGGUGUGGUCAACCUACCCUGAGUAACAACGGUUGGAUAAGCUGGGCUUGGUUUAGGUUUCUGAUGGGCGAAGAAAGGAGCAAAAUGCAUGAUGUGCCGGCGUCAGAUGUUGUUUUCAUUCUACUCUAAAGUUUUGUAAUCUCUCAUAUAUACCAUCAUAUCCACAUCAGCACCCAAGUCAUGAUCGCCAAACUCCACGCUUCCUAUGCAUG